Messenger RNA from Quercus robur (English oak), 2646 nucleotides. RefSeq names its product polyadenylate-binding protein-interacting protein 4. Bases 371 to 2272 code for a protein of 633 amino acids. The transcript has 16 exons. The record is from RefSeq and is a predicted model, not a curated record. Lineage: Eukaryota; Viridiplantae; Streptophyta; Magnoliopsida; Fagales; Fagaceae. Gene Ontology annotation, molecular function: RNA binding. Gene Ontology annotation, cellular component: cytoplasmic stress granule. Gene Ontology annotation, biological process: cytoplasmic stress granule assembly.
AACUCCCAUUCUUAUUUCCUCUUUUGCUAUUCUCCAAAUUUCUCUCUCUCUCUACAUCGAUCACAACGACACACAGACUCAGACUCUGACUCUCUCUCUCUCUCUAAAAAUUAGUAUCGUUUCGGCGAUUCGUUCCUAUCUCCGAUCUUCUCCAACUCUCUCUCUUCGCUCUCCCUAUAUUCCUAACCCUAACUCACUGAGUCUGUCAACUCGGAGAAGUACCACCACCGCCGAAAAUCGAAGUGAAGAGAGAGAAUUUCACGGAUUCAUUGAGCUUCAACCUUCAGCUAUUUAAGGUUUUUAUUGGAACUUUGAAGGGUCUCUUUGUGGGUAGCUCCCAUCAUAGAAAGGUCAAAGGUUGUUGCUGGCAAUGAAUCUGCAACAAGCUGUACAGCCUAAAUUAGCUACUAAUGGAUUUGGCCGGCGAAGAGGCGAGAGAGAAGUAGGGACUAGGACGGUGAGUAAAUCGCAGUUUGGAAAAUCAAAUCCCAGCAGAUCAACAAAUACAGGGGCAAUGGCUGGCUACAAAAUCGGCAGUAAUGGGAGUCCUUCACGUGACCGGGUAGUAUAUGUAACAACUUGUUUCAUUGGGCAUCAUGUGGAAGUUCAGGUGAAAGAUGGGUCUAUAUACUCUGGAAUAUUUCAUGCUGCUGAAAAAGAUUUUGGAAUUGUCUUGAAAAUGGCACACUUGAUAAAGGAUGGUUCUUUACGGGGACAGAGGGCUGCUGCAGAGUCUGUUAGCAAGGCUCCUAUAAAGACUUUAAUUAUACAGUCCGAGGAUUUUGUACAAGUUUCUGCAAAGGGGGUGGCAGUAACCAAGGAAGAGUUAUCACAAGAAUUCCAACGUGAAAGACAGCAGGAGCUUAUGCUGGACUCCAACAUAUCACAAUCUCGACAUGUUGAGUUGGAGAGAGAACUGAAACCCUGGGUUCCUGAUGAAAAUUAUCCACAGUGUCCUGAACUGGACAAUAUAUUUGAUGGCCAAUGGAAUAGGGACUGGAACCAGUUUGAAACCAAUGAAACAUUAUUUGGAGUAAAAAGCACCUUUGAUGAGGAACUUUAUACAACAAAACUUGAGAGAGGUCCUAAGAUGGAAGAGUUGGAAAAGAAAGCCUCAAGAAUUGCUAGAGAAAUUGAGGGUGAGGAAACCCAAGAUCUUCAUUUAGCGGAGGAGAGAGGCAGUCACUUUCAUGAAGAUUUUGAUAUUGAUGAGGAGACUAAAUUCUCUUCUGUCUAUAGGGGUAAGGGGGUUGAUGAUAGUGGGUAUGGAGAUAUUGAGAAUAUAUUAUCGGAUUCACAUAACACUGAAACUUUUGGUAGUUUAUCCAUUGAGAAAAACAAUGAUGGAGCUCGGUUGUCAUCAAGCUUUUGCUCUAAGGUGGAUCAAGCACAGUCUUCCCAGUCAAGUACUGGCUUGGAUUUAAGCCGCACUGGUUCUUAUGAUCAUGCUAAACAGCUGGCAUCCGAAUUUCUUUCUAAAAGCGUCCCUGCUUCAGAUAGUGAAAACAGGAUCCAGGAAAAUUCAAUCAGUGAUCAACAUGGACUCAAUAAUAAUGCCAAGGAAUUGGCAGAGAAGAAGACGUUAGCUGAAGAUGCUCAAUUGUCAAAGCCUGAGGAUUCACAGUCAUCGCUUAAUGAGAAGAAAGACAGCUCUGAUAAAGGGGGAAUAUCUGCUAAUGCCACCUCUUAUGCUACAUCAUGUGGUGUUCUAUCUAAGAGUCAUGAAAAGACAAGUUAUGGUGAACCAUCUGAUGGUGUGGCAUCUAGCAAAGUGCAUGGAGAACCCCAAUCUUUACACUCUCGUGGACGACCUGGUAGUUCUGCAUCAUCCAGUUCAGAUUAUGCAGGUGGUGUCUCGGCUUCUAGUGGACCUGGUUUAUCACCAAGCUCAUCAAUGGGUUCGUUAUCCUCUGAAAAGUCAACUUUGAAUCCUCAUGCUAAGGAAUUCAAACUCAAUCCUAAUGCAAAGAGUUUCAUACCGUCUCAAAUUCCUGUUAGGCCUCAGUCCCCAGUCUCUGAUGGUUCAUUCUAUUUUCAACCAAAUGUCUCUGCUGUACCACAUAUGCCUGGCAUGCCUGUGGGCAUUGGAAUUGGACCCUCAUUUCCCGGACACCAGCCUGUUAUGUAUCCACAGGUUCCACCAACACCACAGCCAUAUUUUCAUGCUAAUGGCCCUCAGUAUCCGCAGAUGCUUCUUGGUGGUCACCCUAGGCAAGUCUUGUACAUGCAAAACUAUCAACAUGAAAUGCAGUACAAAGGACGAGAAUAUUAGUUUGUUGGUUGGCUGGAGACGGGGGGCAGGUUGGGGCAAGAGCGGGUGAUUCUUGUAUCAAAUCGUAGCUUGACAGUGCUUAAAUUUUGGUUAAGAUGUGAAUCUCCAACUCUUUCCCUAAUUCUUCAUACAUCACUAUGGUCAUAACAUGAUGGCCUAGGCUCACCUAUAUGUUUUAUUGACAUUGCGGAAAAGAACCGAAAAAAAAAGGGAGUCUUCUAAUUCAGGAGUCAGGACUGCUUUAGUCAAUGAACACCGGUUGUUGUUUUAUUUUUAUUUUUAUUUCCCCUUAAAUUCUAACUCUGAAAUAAUUUAUUGUUUAUUUGUGUUACAUUGUUAGCCAUAAAUUUGAAAUAACGAUGCUUUGAAGGAAA